Rotaria sordida is the source of this 1926-nucleotide messenger RNA. NCBI's taxonomy places the organism in Eukaryota, Metazoa, Rotifera, Eurotatoria, Philodinida, Philodinidae. The record is from the annotation of a GenBank genome assembly.
AUGUCAAAAACAAUGAUUGAUGAAAUUGCAUCUUUAAAUAAUUUAAUAACAGAAACAGAUAGUAUAACUAAAGAAUCUGUGGCUAAGAAUGAAGAUGAAGAAACUUGGCUAUAUGGACAUAAUAAAUCAAAAAGUAAUGAAAAUGUAGAUAAUACAACCGCACCAUCCAUUGAUGAAAUAACAACACAAGAAAUCAAUGCAAGAGAAAAAGCAACACUAAAAUUAACAACAACAUCAUUAAUUGGUAGCCAAUUAGAUGAUGAUGAUUCAGAUGAUGAUGAUGAUGAUGAUGAUGGAAUUCAAGUGACUAUUGGUGAUUAUGAACCAGAAGUAUCAACUUUUCAAACAAAUCGACAAAAACCUCGAGGAAUGUUAUCAGGAGGUCCGGCUGCUAUGCCACCAAAAUCGUCAAUAACACGAGGUGUAGAUGUCGAUGCACAAGGUGUUAUUAAUGGACAACCAACAUAUGAACAUGAUAUAGUGAAUGCAUAUAAAGAUGAAGAAAAACCAUGGAAAAAACCAGGAGCAGAUAUUACUGAAUAUUUUAAUUAUGGUUUUACUGAAGAAACAUGGGUACAAUAUUGUGAUCGACAACGACGUUUACGUAAUGAAAAUAAUUUAGCGCGUCUUAAUCCUACUCACAUUCCACCAAUGCUUUCAGGUCAUCCUCCAAUUGCUCAUCCAAUAAAUUCUCAUCCAGUAAUGAUGAUAAACAAACCGAUGAAUAUGCCAAUGAUAUCACGUCCUCUAAAUACACGAAAACCUGAUGGGAAAAUAGAUGUUAUCGGUGCAACUGAUUAUACAUCUCGUCGAUCAAUGUUUGAAACAUCAAAUAACUUUGAACAUCCACCAUUUUUAAAUGGUUUUCCAUUUCUUGGUGGUCAACCACCCGGUGGACAAACAGUAGGUGAUCUCAUGCCAACACCAUCAGCUUCCAAUGGUCCUCCACCAUCAGGUAAUACUCAUCAUAUACCAACCUUGAAUAUGCCACGAUUACCUAUGAUACCCUUACCACCUGGCAUUCAAUUUCGAGCUCAAUUUGGACAUUUGCAUGUACCCGGUGGUCCACAAUUCUUGCCUCGUGGACCAGCUACAGGAAUGCAUGGUGAUAGACUUCCACAUCCAUAUUUUAUACGUCAUACUGCUCCACAACCAUGGGAUAAAGCUGGUAUGCCACCUGUACAUAAUUUUCCAUCUGGACCAUUUUCACCACAAAUUACUAUAUCAACAACUAGUAAUAAUGGACGAGUAGCACCACCUAGUCGAAGUCCAACACCUGAAAAUCGUUCAUCACAUAGUUCAACAUCAGAAGAAAAUCGAACUAAUGUUGGUGAUAAUGAUAAAUCAUCAAAAGAUGAGCGAUAUAAAGAAAGAUAUAGAGAUGAUCGUGAUUAUCAUUCAUCUUCUCGGCAUCGUUCAUCAUCAUCAUCUUAUCAUUCACGACAUCGACCAAAUGAACAUGAAUAUGAACGACCAAAAAAUGAUAGAAAAUCAAGAGAUCGAGAUGAUAAAUAUGACUAUCAUUCACGAAAACGACAACAUAGAGAAGAUAAUACUCGUCAUCAUUAUGUUGAUGAUGAAUCAUCUCGUAAUUAUCGUUCAUCACAUCGUACACCAACAAAAACUGUAUCUUCACCAUCAAAAAUCAAUUCAUCUAUUUCAUCAACAUCAAUUGAAUCAUCUCAAAUAUUAAAUGAACAAACAUCUGAAUCUGAUCAAAUAACAUCAUCAUCAUCAUCACAUUAUAAUCAUCAUAAAAAAUCUUCUAAACGUUCUCGACAUGAUAGUAAUGAUGAUGAUGAUGAUGAUGAACGACAUAAUAGUCAUCAUCGUCGACGAUCAAAAGAUAAAUCAAAAAGUAACAGUAAAAAAUCGACUAAUCAAAUUGAAUCUUUAUCCGAUGUAAAAGAACAAAAUAAUGAAUAA